Molecule: messenger RNA, 2319 nt
Organism: Phytophthora infestans T30-4
Lineage: Eukaryota; Oomycota; Peronosporomycetes; Peronosporales; Peronosporaceae
Product: kinesin-like protein
Exons: 7
Coding region: 1-2319 (772 amino acids)
Biological process (GO): microtubule-based movement
Cellular component (GO): microtubule; kinesin complex
Molecular function (GO): ATP hydrolysis activity; microtubule motor activity; microtubule binding
Source: RefSeq, a predicted model, not a curated record
AUGGUGAAGUGGCACAUUGGCACCUACGCUCGGUUGCGGCCUCCUCGCCGAGGACAUGACUGUGCUAAGUUUGAUCUCGAAAGGGUUGGCGAUGGGCGAUUUAGCAAAACGGUGAUUGCGUUUCCUCCUCCUGAUGACGACCAGCCUCGAAUGCACCUGAAGCAGCGUGAUGGCGUCGACUUCCACUAUAAUGACGUUUUUGAUCCCAGCGUCUCGCAGGAGCAGGUUUUCAACGAAGUCUGCCUCGAUAUCGUGUUCAGUGCUUUGGACGGCUACAAUGGGACUAUUCUUGCUUAUGGGCAAACUGGCUCGGGCAAGACGUACACAAUCACGGGAGGUGAACACUAUGCCGACCGCGGUAUUAUUCCUCGUGUACUCUCCACUAUCUUUGAGGAAUUCGAGAAGCGACCAAACAUGCGCUAUUCAUGUUAUAUUUCCUAUCUUGAAAUUUACAAUGAAAAUGCCUACGACUUGCUGGAUCGCUCUCACACGGAUCAGCCGAUUGAAGAGUGGACGAAAGUUCAUCUUAUGGAUGAUGACGAAGGAGACAUGCAUUUCCGAAAUUUGGGUGUUUUUGAGGCCGUAUCCGAAGAAGAAGCUCUGAACCUUCUCUUCCUUGGAAACAUGAACCGCGUUACGAGUGAUACCCCCAUGAACCAGGCAUCAUCGCGCUCGCAUUCAAUCUUCAGUGUCAUGAUCGAGUCCCGUCCAAUGGACUCGGACUUAAUCGUCACGUCCAAGCUUCACUUAGUUGACCUAGCGGGCUCUGAACGUGUCUACAAACGAGAAGGGACGCAACGAAUGCGGUCUGAAGGCAAACAUAUCAACCUUUCUCUUCACCACCUUGAACAGGUGAUCUUAUCACUUAGAACCAAAAAGAACGCAGUGUCAAAGACGUAUCACAUUCCGUACCGCAACUCGAUGCUUACAUCUGUACUCCGUGGCAGUCUGGGCGGUAAUUGCAAGUCGGUGUUCAUAGCAACACUUAAUCCGGAGACUGAUUUUCUGGAUGAAUCCAUUUCGACUUGUCGCUUCAUGCAACGCUGUUCUGAAGUAACUGUGGAUAUUGUAGUGAACACCGAGGUGGACACUGAGAAGCGUUUGGAGGUAGUCGAAAAACGCAACGCUGAGCUCGAGACAACGAAUCUUGAGCUACUGCAGAGAGCAGUCCAACUUGAGAACGACAUCAAAGACCAAGCUCUUCACUUUGCUAAACAGGAACAACAAUGGGGACGGCGUCUUACCUUAUCGCAAGAAGAGACCCAAGCUGCUUUGACUGUAGCAAAGAUUGCUCAAGAGAAAUUGGAUCAAGUGGCCUGGAUGCAGUGUGAGGAGAUCGUCGAAAGGCUACUGCUCACUGGUGACUUACCACGUGAAGAACUGGACAAACCAGUUAGUCAAGGUGAGUUUGGAGAGGAUCGACUUUUGUAUGAAGCGGUUGUACAAGAGAUCAGAGAAUUGGGGAUGGCCACUGCUCUCGGAUGUCUGGUAGUUCUAAAAGAGAAAACGUUUUCCGCAUCGAAUACUGCUACUGAAUUGCAAGAACUCAUGGCCAAGCAAACUCGAACAGUGGAAAUACUCGAACAGCGAUUGCUAGAGCAAAAGCGUGAGGCUGAACUGUUGAAAGAACAAAUUCAGAAAAUUACCGAGUCUUCGAAAUCUGACGAGCCAAAGAAGUCGAUUUCUCGAUCGAAAUCACAUUCGGGAAGUCUUCGGAAGCGUCAUCCUCGAACGUCCGAAAGCGAAAAGGGGAGUGUGGGGGAUUGGAACAGUGUCAGCGACAGUGAAAAUGAUACCGAAGCCUCAGAGACCCACGAAUAUGAUCGGCCGUCAGCGAACCGAUUGCAUAGUGCACGCAAUAAAGCAGAAGCUAUGCGCAAGGUCUCCAAGCGAUCAGAGUAUAGCAACCCGAGUAUCUCGGAAGAUGUUCCUAAUUCUAAGCAGACGACUGUUCGAGGGGCUGCUUUGACAACGGAAGGGGAAGAGAGCUCUACUCCUAAGACGUCGGGCAGUGACUUGAUUCGUAAACGAAUGGAGCUCUUAUGCAGUGGAAGUUUGUUUGUUAAGUACGGACGCUAUGGAAAGCCCCACGUGCGCUUCGUUUGGUGCUCUUCGGACCUCGAGUAUCUCCAUUACCGCCAAGUGAACCGGACAGUUCCGAAGGCGACUAUACCGACGCGUUCUGUCGUGAGAGUUUGUAGUGGUCAGGAAACUCGAGUUUUCGAGCGCGCAAAGCAACCAGAACGGGCGCCACAUUGUUUCUCAGUUGAAUACGAAGAGAGCCGCACGUUGGAUCUCGAGGUAAGUUAUGGAUUUUAG